Molecule: messenger RNA, 2069 nt
Organism: Neocloeon triangulifer
Lineage: Eukaryota; Metazoa; Arthropoda; Insecta; Ephemeroptera; Baetidae
Product: arylalkylamine N-acetyltransferase 1-like
Exons: 4
Coding region: 263-931 (222 amino acids)
Molecular function (GO): N-acetyltransferase activity
Source: RefSeq, a predicted model, not a curated record
GAAUUGCGAGAAGUGCGAAUAAUAAAUUCCUUCCGGACCAAAAAAGAGAUGAGAGUAUGCGAAGAAUGCUCCGCAAUUACUGCGAGUAUUCUUCUAACACGCAGGGGGUUGCCUGGGUCUAUUGGACGACGCCGGCGCCUCGCUGUUUUGACGGCUGCACCGCACCCCACAACCCUUGCAGUAAGCAGCAACCACCCACGGAAUCGACGCUGUCUAGCUCUUCGCUCCCAGCUCCCGGCAGUACAUUUUGGGCAACAGGUGAAUGAUGUCGAGCAAUAUCGACUUUGUGUGCCCGGUCGAGGCCGACCUUUACGAGGCGGUGAUGGAACACUUGCGGCUCACUUUCUUUUGGGAGGAACCGCUCAAUGUGUGCGUGAGCCUGUGCGAGGCCCGUGGUUCCGGCCACCCAAAACUAGAAGCGGUUUGCUUAGACACCCUUCAGGACGGUCUGUCUAUAGUGGCCCUGAGCGACGGAAAAGUCGUGGGCUGCGCCCUCAAUGGUUCUCAGAGUAGGCAGCAGCUUGACGAGGCCAUCGAGCAGACUUACGCUGAAACGGAUAAAAAAUUUCGUGGCAUUUUUGCUAUGCUCUAUGAAAACAACAGGGAGAUAAAUCUGUUUGGCAAAUACAAUGUCCACGACAUAUUUGAAUGCCGCAUUUUGUCUGUUGAUCCUGAGUACAGAGGACGAGGCAUUGCUCGAAUCCUGCUGGACCAGAGUAUUCAAGAGGCCCAAUUACGCGGUUUCAAACUUUUCAAGGUUGACGCUACAAGCGCGAUCUCUCAGCGCAUUUGCAAGUCGAGAGGACUUACACUGGAGCAUGAGUUACUGUACGCUGACCGUUUGGACCCUGACACAGGAAAGCCGGCUUUCGCUCCACCGCCACCCCACUUUGGUUUACAAAUAUAUACGCAGCUUUUCCAGAGUGAGUAAGAUUACAAAUCUCCUCCUCGACAGCGACCAUAAUAUAUCAGCGUGUGCUCCUAUACUAGCCUAUAUAUAUAUGUUCCCUUCUCCUUGCAACCCUUGAAGCAAGAAUAAGAAAAAAAAAUAAAAGUUUCAGUUCCACCGUGGGAAAUUUUAGAUAUCCUGUACUAUGAGCUCAGACAGUCAAAGUUGUAAAUUCAUGUUAUACGAUUUAUUGUACUGUCAAAGUUAUGUGUAAGGAAAGGAGCAACUAUACUUGCCGACGUGUUCAGUCUUAAAAGCACAACCAAAGAUAAGCAGCCAAAGAUACAUGAUGUCGUUUGUUGUGAUAAAAAAAUAUUCAUGUUCAUUAUGAAAUUCUACUGGUAGUUUAAUAGCGCAUGGAGCGCGAAAAAUAUGUUUUAUAGUUUACAUUUUAAUUUAUUUAAUAAAAGCGGUCCUCAAUUUUCAAAGAUGUGAUAUGAAAAGCAAAUUUUAAAUCAUACAUAAUAUUCUUUAGAUUUUUCCACAUUCAUUCGUACAAUUUAUAUUUUAUUUUCAGUAAAACAGUAUUGUGGCAAGAGCAAGAACAAAUCAAAUUUAAAAUAAAAAAAUAUUAUCAAGGCAAAUAAUUUAAUGGAGUGUUGAUUUUUGACUUUAUGAGACAAAAAUAUGAAUAAUACCAGAAUAAUACCAUUUUCAUGAUACAUGUUAAUUGGAAAUAUGAAAUAAAUAACCCACAUAACCCUAUAUAAUGUGUGUAUUUUAAAUGAGUGUAGUUAAAUAUGGAAUUAUAUUUUUUUUACUUCAUUAAGAUUUUUUUCAAUAUUGUAGUUAGGCUCUUGGAAUGAAUUGUCUCUUUUUUUUAAUAACUUCUGAUUUUUACGAUGUGUCUGUUAAUUGAACAGAAUUGUAAAAUCAAAAUUGGCACACUCGUUUUAUAUUUUGAUGCAGGUGACGCUCAAAAAGCGAACAGCAAAAUGUGAACUGUAUUAAAUUUAAUGUUAUGUGUGUAAUAUUGUCGUCGCGGUGUUCGCCUCUUAUAUGCAACCUGAAACACAGAAAAGUGCUGCAGGUUGCGUUUCAACUUUCCAGGCAUUCGGACCAAGUCUUGUAAUGAAACAAAUGAAACUAUGACAAUAAAAUGCAAUGCCAACGGUUAUAA